GAAAAAAGUAAGUUUAAGUCUUUAAGAUAAUGAUCAGGAUCCAGAGUAUCUUGUCUUAGUCUCUCUUUACCGACAUUGUUCCCUAUAAUUCUCUAACACGUUUAAUGAACUCGAACUCAACUGGGUUUUACUAAUUAUUUCCUUACACACUCACUUCACACACACACACACUAAACACCAUAGUAGCUUGAGUUUCUCAGGUGAACAUGGGUGGCCGCUGCUCCAGAUUCUCCCUCUGCUGGUGGCAUUCUCCUCUCAAGCCCUCUGUCCUUCAACCCUCUUCCGAUCUUGAGAAUGGAGGCCAGAAUGAUAAGAAUGCAGUGCCUAGCUUUAGGGAAUUUAGCUUAGAGGAGCUACAAGCUGCCACAUCUGGUUUUAAUUCAGAUAAUAUAGUGUCCGAGCACGGUGAGAAAGCUCCUAAUGUUGUUUACAAAGGAACUCUUGCGAAUACUAGGGUGAUUGCAAUCAAGCGUUUCAACAAGUCCGCUUGGCCUGAUUCUCGACAAUUUAUUGAGGAAGCAAGAUUGGUUGGGAAUCUGAGAAGCGAGAGGUUGGCGAAUCUAAUAGGAUUUUGUAGUGACGGAGAUGAGAGAUUGCUUGUGGCUGAAUAUAUGCCUAAUGAUACAUUGGCGAAACAUCUAUUCCACUGGGAGAGCCAACCGAUGAAUUGGUCUAUGAGAUUGAGAGUUGCUCUGUACUUGGCUCAAGCUUUGGAGUACUGCAGCAGUAAGGGACGCUCAUUGUAUCAUGAUCUAAAUGCUUACAGAGUUUUGUUCGAUCAGGAUAGCAAUCCAAGGCUUUCUUGCUUCGGCUUGAUGAAGAAUAGCAGAGAUGGCAAAAGUUAUAGUACAAACUUGGCCUUCACCCCUCCUGAAUAUUUGAGAACAGGAAGGGUGACGCAAGAAAGUGUAGUUUACAGCUUUGGAACUAUGAUGUUAGAUCUUCUGAGCGGAAAACAUAUUCCACCAAGCCAUGCAUUAGACCUGAUCCGGGGCAAGAAUUUCUUGAUGCUUAUGGAUUCUUGUCUGGAGGGUCAUUUUACAAAUGAUGAUGGAACUGAGCUGGUAAGGCUAGCUUCUCGUUGUUUGCAGUUUGAAGCUCGUGAAAGGCCAAACGCAAAGUCCUUGGUCACAUCUCUCAUGUCUCUUCAGAAGGAAACAGAGGUUCCAUCACAUCAAUUGAUGGGCAUUCCACAUGGAAAUGCAAAUGUCGCAGAACCAUUAAUGUUGUCGCCACUGGGUGAAUCUUGCUUGCGCAUGGAUCUGACGGCCAUACAUGAAAUAUUAGAGAAGGUUGGAUACAAGGAUGAUGAAGGAAUAGCUAAUGAGCUUUCUUUCCAGAUGUGGACAGAUCAAAUGCAGGAUUCCUUGAACUAUAAAAAGCAAGGAGAUUCAGCAUUUCGAGCUAAGGAUUUUACUAUGGCCAUCGACUGCUAUACACAGUUCAUUGAUGGAGGGACUAUGGUAUCGCCCACGGUCUUUGCAAGACGCUGCCUAUCUUACCUAAUGAAUGACAUGCCACAAGAAGCACUUGGAGAUGCAAUGCAAGCUCAGGUGGUGUCUCCAGAGUGGCCAACUGCAUUUUACUUGCAGGCAGCUGCCCUCUUCACCCUCGGAAUGGACACCGAUGGCCAAGAAUCCCUCAAGGAUGGCACAAAUCUGGAAGCCGAAAGAAACAAACAUUAAAGUGUACUGCAUGUCCAUUUUCCUAAUUACAUUAUGUGAUUCUGUUUUCUACCCUCAUGCCAUUUUGAUCUCCUGAAUAUUUGAAGGUUCCUACUAAAACCUUUUAAUUGUAAAUUUUGAAACUUUAGUUGUGAUAUCUGUCUUUAGAAUGUCUGGCUCUGCAUACCAAAUACAUCAUACAUUCCUCCA
This is a messenger RNA of Daucus carota subsp. sativus, 1874 nucleotides long. Its product is annotated as serine/threonine-protein kinase BSK5. Gene Ontology annotation, biological process: protein phosphorylation; brassinosteroid mediated signaling pathway. The transcript is spliced from 10 exons. Gene Ontology annotation, molecular function: ATP binding; protein kinase activity; protein binding. The record is from RefSeq and is a predicted model, not a curated record. Lineage: Eukaryota; Viridiplantae; Streptophyta; Magnoliopsida; Apiales; Apiaceae. The coding region runs from base 207 to 1685 and encodes 492 amino acids.